Messenger RNA from Heterotrigona itama, 2267 nucleotides. The record is from the annotation of a GenBank genome assembly. NCBI's taxonomy places the organism in Eukaryota, Metazoa, Arthropoda, Insecta, Hymenoptera, Apidae.
GUAUUAAAUACCUUAAUCACAUUCUCGGUCGAUAACGUAGUCCUAUGUCAAACUGCUCAGCUGAAUGCUGGUAACGUAGUUUUACGUCAUUUUAAAUUUAUUUAUUAACUGAACAACCGGCAAUGUAGUUCUACUAGUCAUUUCAAAAUUGGUGCACCUACUUAGCUAUAAGGGCUAUAUGUCGCACCAAACGGCUGAAUACAAUUUCCGUUUGUCCAAUAGAUGUAUGAACAUUCAAUAAAUAAGCCAGCAAUAAUGUUGCUACUAUCCAAACUAUAAUAAUAUCCAUAGUUAAUAUAGCAGCAUCAAGUUUGCAAAAUGAAUGUAAUAACACUUGUAUGGUAAGACAUUUUCAUCAAAACUUUUUAUCAAAAUUAUACACACACAUAUACAUAUAUAUAUUACAUCUUAAUCAUUUAAAAGAAACUUUUACUACGAAAGAAGAAGAUUAUUUUGUGCGUUUUCUGAUUAUUCGUUGCGACACAACUACAGGCAAACGUCUCGCCGGCCGCGAAUGUUAAUAUUUUGUUCUCAAUGUCUUUCUUUUGUAUCACAAAGGGGAGUUAAUUAAUACUAGUCGAGUUUUCCAAAAAAAAUCAUCGCAAAUAUUCCUUUUACGCGAUAAUUAUCGGAGAGAUUGACUUGUGUUCUUCGAAGACGAGAAAAUAACGUAAGGCAGCGUUGAUCGUCCGCUUUUAGUUCGAUUAAAAAUUUACGUUGCCAGUUUGUCGGACAAACGUCAAUCGAAUCGCUCAAUAUUUAUUCCACGUCCGUCACGGACCUCUGGCCAGCCUAUUUCAAUUCCAGCUAUGUUUGCCGCGUAUGUAUUUUCUACGAUCGUGACCUCACAUAUUAGAUGAGCUAUGACUCAGAAUCGGAGAAGCUCGAGCAGGAAGUAUAGAAAGGCAAUUCAUUAAAUAAUAAAUCACGUGCAAAAAGGAUAAAUAAUUAUAAAGAGUAAUAGAUUGAAAGAGAAGAUUACUUUUUUUAUCAAUGAAUGUAUUAUUAUAUAAUUAAUUAUACAUCCCUGUAUUUUGAAACCCUUGAGACGAGCAUUCAUUUCAACAAAUUAAAUGAUACUUUAGGCAACAAAGAAACUAUGUGUUAAGAAGUGUUAAGAAUUAGAAAAUAUUGGUGCAAUCGGAAAAUUUCAUCAUCUACUGAAUUAUCAGAUAAAUAAAAUAAGAUCCUUGCUUUUUAUACAUAAUUGAGCUCAAUUAACGUUAAUAAUUAAUAUUUAAUUAUCUCUGAGACUCAUCGUUCGCGAAAAAAAAAAAAUCCUUGAAACAAAACUUGGAGAACAGAUUUUUUUAUCUAGAUGAUCCUCUCAAAGAUCCUGCUUUCUUCGUAAAAAAAAAAAAAGAGGUAUCAACCUACGUAUGUCGUGAAUAAAAAUUAUUAAUUUAAGAGAAAUAUUGCACGAAAGAGGACGAACGCAAGAAUGUCGUCUUUCAUAACGACGGACUGGUAAUUUCAACGCAUAUAAUCGGUAUAAUUUAAUUUACCGAUAAUUUAAUCUUCCAGGGAUGGUUUUCAACGUGACGCAAUACAUGGACUUCCAUCCGGGUGGUGUCGACGAAUUGAUGAGAGGUGUCGGCAAAGAUGCCACCAAACUCUUCGAAAGCGUGCACGCAUGGGUGAACUAUCAAAGCAUCCUGCAAAAAUGCGUGGUCGGCAGGCUGAGCCGUGGAUCGGUGAGCGGUAGCAGCUCGUCGCCGACGGAGAACACCGUGUCGAACACGGCCGAUUGUUCGUCGGCGACGUUGAACCCGAUAACAAGUUGCACGACUCGUAGCCAAGAAAACGCGUCGGACGGUGGUUUAUCGAGUAUAAAAAUGGAUUGGAAACAAACAGUUCCAACGAUCACAUUCUACUAUAAAAUGUUACGCAACUGUCCAGGCGUGAGUUACGAAGUGGCUAAGAGGAGCGAUACGAAGGUGGCCUUUAAAUUAAUUUUCGAGAAUGAUAUAUUAACGCAUGAUCUGGACUUAAUAGGAGAGGUAGAAUGGCCACCAGUAUGCGCCAGAAACCUUGAAACGAUGCAGGUGGAGUUUACGUUUACGAAGCGUGAUAAAAUGCCGUGGAUGAAUUUCGGUGAACAAGUAAUGUGCAGGCAUAUAAACGACAAUAUUCAAUCGUACAGAGAAUACAAAGUAGUUGCGAACGAACCACUUUCGAAAAACGUUUAUAUGCUGAUCCUUCAGUCGAAAGAAUUCGUGCAAAUUUUACCUUUGGGCAGGCACGUAAUAGCCAAACUGAACAACCUA